AUGUCCCUCCAAGCCAUUCCCGAACAUCAUGCAGAUCUCCCAUCCGGUCCUAGUGUUUUCACACUACAACAGAUACGAUGCCUUGAAGAGGCUGCAAUCCUCCUUCCCGAGCCUCAGCCGAAUGCAUCCGCAAACGCUAGUGGUAAAAGAAAAGUUUCCGCUGUAUUCAGUGCACCAAGAUCUGUGUCAAGCUCAUCCACCUCGUCGUCGUCUUCUGCGUCUGUUGCCACCCAUGGUUUCCAGCCCAAUGUCAUCCGAACCUUCGACAUCCCAAUGGCAGAAGAAAGUGUCGAGGUGCUUGAGUAUAUUGGGUUUGUACCGGAUGUUGCCAGACUGAUCUAUGACCGAUAUUGCGGCCGCCCAAGUCCAAGCCAAAAUCCUGAUGACCUAAUGGCAUAUGUCACUGCACAUCUCGCCUCUCUUAGCCGACGACAAUACGAUAACAUGAGCCAUCAGGAGGCGCUCGCUGAUGUUGGUCUUACUCGCCAAAUUCAAGAAGCAAUCACGGACCCGAGAUUCUCACACAUCUUCGGUACCCAGACCCUCACUUACUGGGCACAAGAUACCGUUGAAACCAACUAUGCCGCUCUUCUUCGUCAACAGCAACUGCUACAAAGUCAUGCAAACAAGCGCAUAGCUCAUAAAAAGAAACAUAAGCGGCCCAGGCAUGAGCCGAGCCGAGAAGACCAAGACCCAUCUGAGCAGCAACCCGUGACCGCAACGAUCAACAUGACACCCCAAGAUUUCCAGUUCCCAGACCCAUAUGUGAUGGUUCAGCCUGAUGCCAAUAUCCUCGCCGAUCACAUUUCUUUAUACAAGGGCAAGGCAUAUGAUAAAUUACGGCCAGCGGGUGAUAUCAUUGAGAGUGAUGGAACAGUCAACCUAAGACCACUCAGCACAUACCCCGGCGGAGACUUCAAUUUCGAUUUUAAUGCGCAAUACUGGACCCCCGAAAUUGAAACGGCUGAAGAGUACCGCAAAUUUGCAGAAAGGAGAAGCCCUGCAGCCGAUACCUGCAUCAUUCACAUUCAGGUUCCGCGACCAUUCAUCAACUGUAAGUGGAUAUAUUAG
Messenger RNA from Penicillium crustosum, 1071 nucleotides. RefSeq lists its product as uncharacterized. The transcript has a single exon. The record is from RefSeq and is a predicted model, not a curated record. NCBI's taxonomy places the organism in Eukaryota, Fungi, Ascomycota, Eurotiomycetes, Eurotiales, Aspergillaceae. Bases 1 to 1071 code for a protein of 356 amino acids.